AUUUCCUCUUCUUAUAAAGACACCAGUCAUAUUGGACUAUGGCCCACUCUAAAUACUUCAUUUUAAUUUAAUACCCCUUUAAAAACCUUAAGUCCAGAUACAGUCACAUUCUAAGGUACUAGGGUUGGAGCUUCCACAUACGAACUUGGGGGCUACCAGUGGAGGUACAUAACUCAGCCCAUGUAUAAACAACUUUUUGUUUGUACAAACAACUUUUUCUUGUUCAAGGAAAAGUUAAACUUUUGUACAAACAACUUUUUCUUGUUCCUCUUACAGUAGGCACAAAGCCUCUCUUUUAUGAUCAGAAAUAUGGCUCUAUGUUGUGUUCAUAAAUGGUUCCCAGGCUAGUUGGGAGCAAUGGCUCUCAUGGUUGUUGUUUGUGGCACCCAUUGUACUGGUUAUUUAUGUAACUAUCACGCCCAUUCAUUAGUCUUCUGAGGUAGUUAGAAAGCUGCUUUCUGAAUCGUUCCUUCUUGUUAUGACAGAAAAUUUUAAGAUUUUAUAUGCCAGAUAUGGUAGGCUCUUUACAACAGGAUCUAGGUCCCAAUGGCCAGCAUAUUUAACUAAUAGAAUAUUAUGUCAUCCUUCCUUGUUCACUGUGAAUGCUGUAGAGAAUUUAUUCAUGUGCCUGAGGGUGCCUCAUAACAGUAAAGCUCAAUGUUCAAUGUUGUUCAUACUCCUUCUCUGUCAGUGCCUGCACCUAUUAUAAUUUUCCAUUCUAAAAUGAAAGGUUUGGAAUAAACUAUUUCUAACAUUGUUGGUUAAUCUACAUUUUGAGCUCCAUAGAUUGCUUUUAUGUCUCACCAGACUGAGGAUGAGUUCUCAGUUCACCUUGAUUUCUUAUCUAGCCUCCAUUCCCCAAAGCCAGGAGGCAGUGCUCAUGAAAGCCACCGGCUUUCCACUGGGGAGAGGCUAGUAGCUACCCUUUCUUUUCUUAUCUAUAGUUUGCUCAAGACUGCCCCCAACCUGAGAACUAUUAUAGGUUCUUUAGAACUGCAUGAUAUUUAUAAAUAAAAAAGCUGCCAUGAUAGGUAGCUAUGGAAUAGGUCACAAAUUUGAGUGUGCAUUGGAAUCACCUGGAGAUCAUUCUAGACCUACUGAAUCAGAAACUCUAGGGAUCUGGGCAUCUUUCCAGACGAUUCUGUUGCCUUCUAAAGACUGAGAGCCCCUAAGCUACCAUAAUCCCUUUGUUCCUUUGUUUUCUGUUAUGUAAAAUUUUGCUGCUCACUGAAAGAAGUGAGCAAUAAAGCAAUUCCUCCUUCCUUCCCUAUUGGAUCUGGUUUUCUGGAUAGAUUAUAUGUAUGCCUGAAAAGAAAAUUAGAAAGCAGAAGCAGAUUUCUGGUAGUUGGUUGUGAAUUUUCUUUUGAAUUCUUCACCUCCAUGUGAAUCAAAGCCAGAUUUAUUAUAGCAACCUUAUGAAUACAAUUUACCAGAGCCUAUUAGAUUAUCCUUUAAUCACAGUGAGAUGGAAAGUCAAUGGAAUUGUUUAAUUUUUUUCUUUCUCAUUUACCAUAGUUCUCUUUUUAGGAUCUCAUAGCACAGAAUCAAGCUACUGGAUACUGAGGCAAAAUGAAGGACCGGCUAGAAGAGCUUCUGGAGCUGUCCAAGCGCUAUGACCAGCAGUUCCCAGACGGGGACGACGACUUGGGCUCGGCCCACGAGGACAUCGUGUUCGAGACGGACCACAUCCUGGAGUCCUUGUACCGGGACAUCCAGGACAUUCAGGAUGAAAACCAGCUGCUGAUGGUGGACGUGAAGCGGCUGGGAAAGCAGAACACGCGCUUCCUCACGUCCAUGCGGCGCCUCAGCAGCAUCAAGCGCGACACCAACUCCAUCGCCAGGGCCAUCAAGGCGCGGGGCGAGGGCAUCCACCGCAAGCUGCGCGCCAUGCACGAGCUGAGCGAGGCGGCCGAGGCGCAGCACGGGCCGCACUCGGCGGUGGCGCGCAUCGCGCGCGCGCAGUACAGCGCGCUCACGCUCACCUUCCAGCGCGCCAUGCACGAGUACAACCUGGCCGAGACGAAGCAGCGCGACAACUGCAAGAUCCGCAUGCAGCGCCAGCUGGAGAUCAUGGGCAAGGACGUGUCGGGCGACCAGAUCGAGGACAUGUUCGAGCAGGGCAAGUGGGACGUGUUCUCCGAGAACCUGCUGGCCGACGUGAAGGGCGCGCGGGCGGCGCUCAACGAGAUCGAGAGCCGCCACCGCGAGCUGCUGCGCCUGGAGAGCCGCAUCCGCGACGUGCACGACCUCUUCCUGCAGAUGGCCGUGCUGGUGGAGAUGCAGGCCGACACCCUGAACGUCAUCGAGCUCAACGUGCAGCAGACGGUCGACUACACCGGCCAGGCCAAGGCGCAGGUGCGCAAGGCCGUGCAGUACAAGAAGAAGAACCCCUGCCGGACCCUGUGCUGCUGCUGCUGCCCCUGCCUCAACUAGCCCGGAGCUCACCUAGCAGCUUCUGCCCCAGCCCCUACUGGGACCGCCAGGGAAGCGCGCUGGAAAAGCCCACCAGAGCCAGCCCUCUGCACUGGGGGAGUCGCCCCGACUCCUUAGGGAACUCAGUCUUUAGAACGGAAAGAGGAAACACGAGAUUCAAGAAUUGCAACCCAGCUGGUGCUUGGAAAGAUAGCUGAUAACCUUCCAAUGGUUCUUCAGUAAAGACAGAUUGCUACUAAAGUGGUGUGAAGUCAUGAUAGACACAUUGAACUCACCCUCUCCACAGGAGCCAAAUGAGGAACUGACGGGUACAUGUCCAAGGCGUGCCUCCUUAAGGACUCAGGGAGGAAAGCACUUUUGCAUCCACAGAAUAGCAUGAACUCAUUAUCAAAACUUCAGUUCGUUUACUUUGUCCUGAAAGUUCCUUGGUUCAGUUCAAAUUUGAGUGAAAUUGACCUUGGAAAAACCUUUACAUCCUUUCUUUCUGAUUCUUCACAUAGUUUAUGGCUGCUAUGUGAUUCCCCCCAAAUGCUCACCUCCCCUACUUAUUAAAUCAUAUUGAACACUUCCUAUUUUCUUACCUCUUUCACUUUAAAUAUAUUUCAGCAGAUUAUAUUUUGGGAUUAUUUUUCCAAAUAUUUUUAAGCACUGAAUAUUGAACAAUCACUCAAACUGAAGGAUAUGGCAGUCACAUUUUAUGUAUUUUUUCACAGAUAAAAGUUAUUUUAAAUUUACCUUUUUUACUUGAUUACAUAUGCAUAUGUAUGUAAAAUACUAAUAUUCACUAAGGCAUGUACAUAAUGAACAAUUGGUUUAACUUUCCUUUUGUAAAUAUGGUACAUAAAUAUCAAGAAAAACACUUUUUCUGGCUCUUGGUUUGCUUGUUUUGAGCUUUUCUCACUGUGGUCUGCAUCUCCAUAGUCCAGUUUGGGUCAGAACUUUAUUUUGAACAACUCUGUGUUGGUUGUGGCAGUAAAGACAGGUUUUGAAGGCUGAAAAACAUACAGAACUAGAGAUAAUAAAAUAACAUUCUUAGAAAUACUA
Molecule: messenger RNA, 3477 nt
Organism: Microcebus murinus (gray mouse lemur)
Lineage: Eukaryota; Metazoa; Chordata; Mammalia; Primates; Cheirogaleidae
Gene: STX11
Product: syntaxin 11
Biological process (GO): exocytosis; intracellular protein transport; synaptic vesicle fusion to presynaptic active zone membrane
Cellular component (GO): SNARE complex; endomembrane system; plasma membrane
Molecular function (GO): SNAP receptor activity; SNARE binding
Source: RefSeq, a predicted model, not a curated record